Molecule: messenger RNA, 17311 nt
Organism: Rattus norvegicus (Norway rat)
Lineage: Eukaryota; Metazoa; Chordata; Mammalia; Rodentia; Muridae
Source: RefSeq, a predicted model, not a curated record
ACUGCUACGGGGCUGUCAGAAAAUUAAUAUGACAUGGUCACAAGAAAAAUUUUAGACACAACCACUUCAACAGCUUCUUGGAGUACUAAAGACUCUGUGAAUCAGGCAGCACUUAGAAGGACAGGUUCAGAGAGAUCCAGUUAGCAGUGUGAACAGCAGACUUUUUAAAGCAAUGCAGAAGCAAUCUACACUAGAGGAGUGGCUGCGGCUCACCAUUGGCCUUCUUUGCCGUCAUCCAUUGAAAGUCCCAAGACACAAGGUAAUUGCUUCUGUGGUCCUGUCCCUAAAAAUGAUCCUUCUUCCUCAUGCAGAGAACUGAAAUUUGAAACCUGUCAUGUGCUUUAGUUUUGGCUGUGGCAAAUAGAACAUUGUUUCCGAUGGUAUUCCAGACAGACUAUGGACUAAAGCAUCGUCCCUUGGCAUUAUGCAGCGACUACACAAUCCCUGACUGAAGGUCCCAGCUGGAGAGCCAGUGGUGUCGUCCUGGCUGGAGUCCCAUUAUUUUCAUUGGCCUUAGAUGAAUGACCAGGAACGAACGCUGGUCCAGGACCCCAGGAUCCCCUGCCAAGACGCAAGUUCUUGAACGAUGGCAGUCUCUGUUCUGGAGAGCCUUUGGAUUUGAAGACGUCCUUUCUGAGGCUACCUCAUCUCCAUUGCUCUACCCCCAGCUAUCUAGUAGGAUGCCACCCAGUACCUCUCUAGUCUCUCUGCUCUGUAGUUGAUAUUCUACCGCUCAGAGUCCUACUAGCAGGGACUUGGGUUCCAAACUUUUUAUCUGGUGCACUCUGUACACACUCCUGCUCCUGUCCAAGCUGCUGAUCGGACGCUCCUACGCUAUUGCUGAGGUAUGUACGAAUCAUCUGUCUGUAAAUUUGAAUCUAAAUUCUAGAGUCUAACUCAUAAGCCCACUUUGUGCCCUCCACGUGGUGCUGGCACUUGCAGCCUGUCCAUGUGGACCACUCCAUUGGCUUUCUGCAGCCAGCCUGUGCUAAGUUCAGCACGCUCUCUCUUCCUUCAUGGACUCAGAACAUAUUACAACAGCUUGGCUUCUUUCAAUGGCCAGAAAUUGGCACACCCGAUUUCCAAAUUCCCACUGUCACUCAGCGACAAACGAUUCACAAAUAUCUUAUAUCUAAACUUGCUCUGCUCUAUGCUCCCAAACCUCCCCAACUCUUAAAAUUUUUUAAUUUCUGGUUUCUUUUCACUCUGCUCUUUAAAAGAAAAAGAAAACAACAACAACAACAUAAUACUUUAGGAUUGUGCUGUAAACUCUUAACUAAGGAUUUGUAAGUUGCUCAUUGGGUAUGACUUAAAAUCUAUAUAAUCUGCAACAAAAUUUGGCUUUAAACCUUUAACAAAAGGCUUAUGAUUAAAAAUCUAUACAUGGUUAACUGUAUAUGAGAGUGAACUCUUGUUUAGUGUAUGUGUACAUGUAAGUUGGAUCCAACUCUUCAUUUAAAAAUAUAGAUAGAUUUACUAGGAAAGAAAUGUUUUUAAAUAGCAACUAUGUUGGCCAACAUGGCUUUCUACCUGCCAUGUAAUGAACUCUGUUUAUCAUUGUACCUCCUUUCAGAUUAAGAAAGCAGCAAGUCCCAAAUACUUUACAUUGGUAUGGAUUUUUCUGUGGUGAUGAUAGAAAUUUAAGGUUAUACUUGCCACAACAUACUGUAUAUGAGGUUCAAUUCUAAUUUCAAAUAUUCUGUAUGUGAUGAUGUAAUUAUAAGAUAAUUAAGGCCUAAUGAGAUUAACAAAAGCUAGUUUAAGAUAUCUGUCUAGCUACCUACAUGUUUGCUAAUUGUUCAACACAAGCUACUAAAAAAUUUAGAUACACAGCAACAUAUGUUUAAUGAAUAAGGUAUAUUUGAUAAUCAAGACCUAUAAAGUCUUAGGGUCUGGUGAAGUUCACAGUGGUGUUUGUCUAGCUUCUUUGCCUUUUAAGCCUUAGCUGUUUGGGUAAACUAAACCACACCAAAACACACCUGCAAUCUUCAUAUUCUAUAAUGGUGUGUCUGGUCCCCCAAGAAAAGUCCUUUUCCCAAGGUCAGGCAUUGAGACAAAAGCCCCCAUUCCCUCAGGGGUUUGAAGAAACUUCCUGCUACCUAAAAUUGGAGUCAUUCUCCUUAUUUCUAGUAGGGGGCAAUUGUGAUCCUUCCAUUAGCAUAUAACUGUGGUACAUAUUAACCAGUCAAGGUCAAUGCUGGCCACAAGGUUCCCAAAGUCCCUGUUCACAAGCCUUACCCCAGCUCACAAGUUCCCUUUCUCCUAGACAGCCUUGGCAAUUAGGAAUAAUUUUUGUUUCCUUUUACACCCACAGAAAAAGCUAUUUUGGUUUCUUUACUGUGUCCAUUUUCAGGAUCAAUAAAGUUGUUAUUCUCCCUAUGGAUUUUAUGUAUGAUUAAAAGUUAAAUUGUUGGCCAGGUGUGGUUGCACAUGCCUUUAGCCCCAGCAAUCCAGAGGCAGAGGCAGACUGAUCUCAGACCAAGCUUGUCCCACUUACAGAGCAAGUUUCAGGACAGCCAGGACUGUUACCACAGAGAAACCCUGUCUUGAAAAAAAUAAAACAAAAAAGUUUGAUUUUGAUACUAAAAGAUCUUCAGUUCAAAAUCAUGAUAUUUAAGGCUCAAACCUAACAGGCCUAAACCUAAAUUCCUAGCCUUAUGAUAGCUACUAAAUUAUUAUAAACUGUUAGUGAUAAUUAAGAAAUACAGGCUAAUAGUCACCUUAUAAAUUAUCAAAUCCUUUAUUAUGUCUAAAACUAUAUUUGUAGUCAUGCUAAGUACUGAUAUAAUUAUAGGAAUAAACCUUAUUUACCCUCCUGUAUAUGUUUUCAAGAUUAAGCCUAGGAUGAAAACUAGAAUCAAGCAAAAAGUGUCCAUUCGAAUAAACUUUAGAUAGACAGAUUGUGCUUAAACACUUCAGAGGUCUAUAGAAUACGAUAUUUAAAAUGUUUAAUAAAAACUUUUUUUUUUGUGAUAGACAUGCUAGCUCCUGAUAGUACCCCUAAUCUCCUCAAAAGAAGAAUGGGCACCUGAAACCUGCUUUACAUGAGGCAAAUCCGGCCACUGGGCUGUAAACUUGCAUCAACUGCUGACAGCACACUGUCCAAACUGAAUAGGCAGGACACUGGGAAGUGAAUUGUUCCAUUUUACCUAGACGAAGGUAGGAUAGCUUCCCUCCCCCAGAUUCCUGCUUCAUAGAAAAGUCUGUCAGAUCUUCUGGGCCUGGUGGAUGUCCCACCCACUACAGAGGAACCUUUGGUGACAGAUUGUCCAGGUAGUGGUAAGUCUCUGCCACUUUUAUAGACUCAGAAGCAGGUUGGUCUGCAUUUCCUGCUUACUCAGGUGAAAUUUAUCCUUCUCAGGUCUCCAAAGUGUGGGAAGACUAAACUCUCAAAAGACUGAUUAGUUUAACAGCAGAAAUCCAAGGUUUCAGUUGCUUUUUCUUCAUAUGUAAAAAUCAGGCCACAGGCCUCAUUCUCCUAUAGUUGCCACUACUAGGUCUAGACACAGUUUACCAGACUCAGAAAACAGGUUCCAAAGUAACUUUUUAUUAUUCCUUUAUCUAAAGGAUCUCUCUUUACAGUGACUGCUCCCCAGUAAUCAACCACUUAUGUCUUGUGAAUAACUGGAUAGGAAAAGCGUAAAGUUUAUGUAAGUUCUGAGGAUGGGAAAAUUUCUGGUGUGAAGAGCUAAGGAAGUGUUUUAAGGUUGGCAAAUGCAAGUUAUGUAGUUUGGAGGGUGUGGAAAGCUUAAAUGGUGAUACAUUUCCUAAGCUUCUACUCUGAUACAAAGUUGUGACUGUGUGGUUUUCAGUACAAAUUAUAAACAAUGGGAAUGCUAACAUGUCUAAAGCUUAUCUUGUUUUGUAAAUUUAAAAGACUUUUGCAAACUUCAGGCAAUAGAUUUAGAUCAGCCGGUCACAGGUCAAAUGGACUCCAGAUAAACACUGUGCAUCAAAACCUGUUUCCCGACCAGCCUUUUCCAGAGGGUGGGAUCCCUUUCCCUGAAUUUGAAACCCUCUUUCCUCUAACUGCCAAGACCAUGGGUCUAAAAGUUUCAAGAAUACACCUAAGAAAAAAAUUUUCUACCAAACUCCUUAACUUUAUCUCCUAUCCCUAGCAUAUAUCUGUUCCAGCAGAUUUUUCCAAUCAAUCAAAGACUGCAAACUGCUCUAACUGCUCCCUUCACGUCUCUAGCCCCAGAUGUUCCUGCAGAGCCUGGACAAGUGAAACAGUCUGCUCUUCCUGGACUUGGCCAACAUUCUAGCUUUUGGGGCCCUCCAUACUGAUGCCCCAGUGUCAGCAGGAAAUAAUCAUAGAUGAUUAUCUCACCCCAUAUUCAUUUUUAGUCAACAUGCAGCAAGGAGGUUGCGUUUCAGACCCGGGACAAGUAGCUGAGAUGCCUGUGUAACAUAUCAAAACAGACCUGGCCUCAAGGCUCUCCCAGCAGUCUUCAGUCCCUACCUGUUACAGGGUACGACUGGCAUAUCCCGCCCUCUACUCUGAAAUCUCCAGCCCAGGGGCUGGGCUUUCCUUCUUCUCCAGAGGCUCUUCCCUAUAUAGAUCAGACAAUUUGCUCUCUGUCUCUCUAUCUCUCUAUCUCUUUUUUCUGUCUCUCUUCCCCCUCUAUCUGUCUCUCUGUGUCUCUGUCUCUGUCUCUCUCUUGGCAUUUUCCCUUGCUGUAUGGGCUUGCUCUCUCUCUCCCUUCCCUCCUCUGUCUCCCAGUCUGCAUGGUCCUGCUUUUGAGGAUCAGUGAAUUCAUCCAAGAGCUGCCCACAAAUAAACUUGCCCUAUUUUACUCUCAAUUCAGCUUUAAUUGGCUUAUUUUAUUGGCAGAGAAAACCUAUUAAACACAUAUAUGACCAAAAACAUGUAUAAAAUAAUCCACCACUGAGUGCUCAGUAGGCACAGAGAGACAGUGAAAGUCCGUACAGGCUAGAUAGUCCUUCCAAGGGCUGGCCUGGACAAAGCAGAGGCUGGUGUGUCUUCCUUUAGCCUUCCUGCAUUUACUACUAACUUCAUCCUCCUGCUGGGUGCUACCUAACAUUCCUGGCAGUCCGACUUCCUGAAUUGUAAGGGCAUGAAUUUCCUCUCAAAGAUGUCAUUGACAGUUAAGUGUGAAGCAUAACAGAUCUGCCAGGGUCCUCUCCCAUAAGGUAAUUUAAGAGCAGUUUAUUCUCCCCUUUCUCAUAUCAAUCUGAGUGGUGAGAAACUAGAUGAUAAAUAAUCCUCAGUUAUUAAACUGUUGAUCUAUAUAACAGGGAACCGGCAGGAUGGGUCAGCAGAUAUAGUCACUCACCUUCAAACUUCAUACCCUGAAUUUGAUCCCCAUCCCUCAGCAGUUGUCAUCUGACUUCCAUAUCCAUACCGUGACAUAUACCCCUCUUCCCCACCCCUACCAACCAACCAGCCAAUCAGUCAAUCAAUAACUGUUAAAAAAUAGAGGAAAAAAACUACCCUCAUAUACCCCUCUUCCCCACCCCUAUCAACCAACCAGCCAAUCAAUCAAUCAAUAACUGCUAAAAAUAGAGGAAAAAAACUACCCUCAUAUACCCCUCUUCCCCACCCCUACCAAAUAAAUAAGUAAAUAAAUAAAUGUAAAAAACAGAGGAAAAUAGCCCUCAUAUGUACUUGUCUGUUUGCAAGGUGACAGAGGGGCAAAAAUUACAAGAGUCAAUGGCCCAUCCUGAAAACAGCCAAACAGCAUCCAUCUUGAGCGUUGUGAGCCAUACAGGUGGGUUUCGGUGGUGUCCACCAAAACAGUUGUGCCCCCCCCACGCUCACUUCAUGAAAGCAGCCAUCAGAUUAGGUCAGAUCUGGAAGUACAGCUAAGCUGGAGAGCACUCGUCUCACUUGGGAGUCUGAGCUUGAUGUCCAGAGCUGCAAACAGUAAAAGAGCAGGUAUGGACCUGAGUCACUCUACGCGGUGUGGUAUACAGAUCCUUGUCUGCAGCAGACCGGCUUGGGCUCAACACUUCACUCCUGUGUUUUUCUGUAAAAAGGAAAGAUGUCACUGAAGCUCUUUCCUCGGACGUUUGUAGAAAUGAAGUGAAUUAAUAUGUGCAAAGCAUUCCCCUGUGCAGGGACUUCUACUUGAGAGCUCAGACACAAUCAAAGAUCCUGCCUCAAACUUAACGCUUAACAAUAGAAAGCCAGAGUGCUUCUGGAUCCCUUCCAAGAAAGAACGAGGGAGAAAAGAAAAACCAGAAACUCGGGGAAGUUCUCUCUGCUACAGUGCUGACUACAAGUUGGGGAGAAUGCUCACCUCAGAAUGCUCACCUCAGAACGCUCACCUCACACUUUCACCGCUAGUAACCCCAGUUUUUCAGCACGAUGCAGAGCUUGUGUCAUGGAUGAGGAGGAUGUGGGCAUGCAGCUUUAAUGGGGUCUGAUCUGGGUUGUGUGAUAGAAUUGGGAACAAGGGUGUUUGCAAACAUCCAGAGUCACAUGCAUGUUUGGGAACAAUGGCUGUGUAUUCUCUUUUCCUUUCAAGCUCAGUAGCUAAAGAAAAGGCAAGGAACCUGCCAUUUCUUUACCCAGAAUUCUGUGGUACAGGAUUUUGUAGCAUUCCACGUCUGGGUAAGUUCUACCGCGGAUUGCAUCAUCGGCUGUAUUGCUCCUCGUGUUUUUCUUAUGGCAUGACACCUGAAUUUCAUACACAAUUACUAAUCUUUUACAAGGGCAUUGUUGACUUUUCUUGUCAUCGUUUAUUUGUGCCAUAAAGCUCUUCUUCAAUAAGUUGACGGUGCCUGCUAUAUUUACCAAGUAUCGCCAGGCACCAAGCAGAUCCAGAAUGGUACCAUAAGGCCAGAGUCCAUUCAGCCCGGUUUGGGGCUGGUAUGUACUUCAGCUCUUAUCAUGGUUCUAGCAAGAACCAGCUCUGUGACUUAGGGCAGCAAAUACCUUUGCAGCAGAGAGACAAUUGUCAAACAUUUUUAGAGCUCAGCUUCCUCAUCAGAAACCCCAAAGUCAAGCUAGUAGUAUAUGACACCUGCUCAUUAUACAAAGAUGGGGUAAAGCUGUCUGACAUCCUCUUAGAACUCUCCCAGAGUUCCUCCCCAAUGUGCGCAGAUAAUAGGUUAGUUAAUUAUAGUCUUAGGUGAAAGUGCCUAGAUAUGGCAGGUGACGAGUGCAGAAUUGGGAGCAAACUGGGCAACAGGUGGUGUGGUCCUCAGGUGGGAAGCAGAAGUCCUGUUCUUUCUUGUAUACUCCUGGGACCAGGGCCCGAGGAUAUGACCUCCCUGAGACUGUUAAUGUCAUUUUCAAUAUGAAACUCAUCAUACAAUUUCUGCCUAUGAUCUAGGGCCAAUGAAUCGAAAACAACUUUUGUAAAAGCCCCUGUAGGAACCAAACACUCAAAUCUGACAUGAAAGCCAACCUAAUAGAUCCCCGCGGACAGAAAGACAGAAAGACAGAAAGUGCCCCUUCCAACACUGCAGUAAAGAGAUCAACAUCUCAAGAAACCAGAUACAUGGCUGUUAGUCACACCUUCAACACACACUUCGUUUAUGACAGCCGGGAGAAAGCGCUCAUUAGCAUCCUGAUGUUCACCCAAUAAGGACUUUGAGUGACAAAAAAGAUACCAGGGCUGCUGGAAAAAUCAUGCUGUCAAACCAGUCUCACCUGGCCAGAAGCAUUUUCGUAACAUGCACAUCAUGGUGGGACCGGAGAAAAGGCUAUGCGACUGGAGUUAGAUGGAGGAGGCUGGGUCAUGUGCUUCCUGCAUCCCGAGUGAGCACUCCGGACUAGGUUGUGUCAGCAGUUCCAACAGUUCUGGGGCUCAUUCAAUGGAGGGAACAAAGACUGGGGUUUCUUUUAGCAAAGUCUCUGAGCGGUGACAUUGUCCAACACAGUUUCUUUGAUAAAGGGCUCAUUAUCUAUCCGUGUGACUUUACCCUUGGUUUUUAUGCUGGCAGUGCCAACGAGAGCAUAUUUAAGCAAAUCCUUUUACCCUGACAGCUGUAGCGGCACCCCGACAAUGUGCGCCAGCGCUGCAGGCUUGGGUGUGGAAUGCAAUCAACCCUGGGCUAAAUUUCCAAUUAGCUGAAUCAACAAGGAACGUAAUUUAUUAGCUCGCUCUUAGGUCGCGUUCGCCCUCCCUGUUUCUUCCUGAUGCAAGCUCAUUUUUCAGACUGAAAAGAGGAGAGAAUGCCUUGGAGUUGCUUCUGGAAUUCAGUUGGCAUGCUUCCUGUGUUCUCAGACUGUUGCUUGGGUCAAAGUAAGGCCACUCUAGAACACUGGGGGAAAAAAUGACCUCAAAGAAAAGAAAUCAGUGUGGUAAUUGAUACCUACAUGAAUCAUUCUGGGAGACCGUCUGUGAAUGGCAGUGGGGAAAUCUGGUACCAUCAAGUCUGAAAUAAGUAAUUAAGUUUUAUAGUCUCUAAGAAGUAGAACUGAAAUCCAAUGCCGUGUCAAGAAGUCCAAGGUCUAGGAAAAUUGUACUUUUUGUGGAAAAGGUUUUAAUUAAAAGCGUGGUAAGCGUGCCAUCCAGAAAAAAUUAGGAAGAGAGGGAACAGGAGUGUGUUCCUCCUCUUCAGACAAUCCACAGCACUCGGAUCUGCAUUCCACCAGGCACUUGGGAGAUUUCAACAGGGGUCUUUGUAGUCAGGAGGAAAUACACUACAAGAGUCUCCACCACCAUUUACCUAUUAACAGCAACCUUUCAAUCCAGACGUGUCAGGGCACACCUCUAAUUCAAUUCCUCGGAAGUCUGAGGCUGGACGGUCGCCAGCUUCGGGUCAGCCUGGGCUGCAUGGUGAGGCCCAUUUCGAAACAGCAGCUGCACAGACAGCAAUCUUUCACCGGAUCGUUCCGCUUCUCAGUUGCCUUAGAACCAGGAAGGAAUUAAGGUGAGGAAGAAGGCUUUCAGGCUCCUAUGCGCGCUGUGUACUAGACAAGAGUUAUCAAUCAUAUCAAGGAGAACAUCAGUUAUGGCAUGUGCUUUGUAGACUUCAAUGUUUAUUAUAGCAACUUUAUGGAAGACAUUAGAAAACUCCCAUGAUUUUUAAACUGAGUCAGUUAUUCAUUGCAACUUCUGGCUGAACGUAGAAUGCUUUGGGGAAAGAUAUCCCUUUCCUUUUUCUUCUAGCUUUACCAUGGUGUGCUUGGCAGAACAGACAGCACGUAUUUGAUGGGUAACAUUAAGUGAAUUUUGACAAAAACCUGAGGCCAAGAAUCCAACAGCAUAAUACAUACAAUGAACAUAGUCACCGUGCCCCAAAAUUUCGACAUGCCUUUGCUUAGACUAUGCAUCUCUCUGUACCUAUAUCAUCCAGGCAGACCAGCAGUCAAUCAUUAAUCCCAGGUUAGCUUGUUUUCUCUAACAUUUUAAGUACAUUUAACCAUGCCCCAUGUAGACCAUUUAUUUUGGACCCCUUUUUCCUCUCAGCAUCAUAAUUUGAAAUUGAUCAGAUUGUGUGUAUCAUCAACAGUUUGGUUUUUUUUUUUUCUUCUUCCUCUUUUCACUCUUCUCCUCCUUCUUCCCCUGACAAGUAGUAAUAUCCCACUAUGAGAGGAUACCAAAGUUUGUUUACAUGCUCGUCCAUUUGUUGCUGCUAGAACUGCAAAAUAAAACUUGUAUGGACGUUUGCGGAUCUCCUUGUGAGCCUAUGCUUUCAUUUCUCUCGACCAAAAUACUGAGGAGGGUGUAGUGAGUAGUUUUGGCUACUCUGCUUUGAGCUCCCAGUGAGUCGCAGGCGCUCAACCGCCCAGGAGCUACCUCAGAUCCACAGAUGAAAGACAGGUUAGAUCAUUUUUAACCUGCUUUAUUGGCUCUGUGGCUGGGCUCUUCUAAGCCUCCAGCAGCUAGCGUGCCCUUCCCUUCACUCCUAGCUCAACACCUCUACAUCUGUCCUCAGUGUAGCUGCACCGUUGCCUUCUGUGGAGAUCACCGGUCUUGCUGCCCAAGACGCUUUCAGGCUGCCAUCCCACAGGCCACUUUCCUCGUCCACUUACAUUUUGGCAGAUCUUCCCUAUAGCUCUUGAGUCUGCUCCAUCUGUCCCCACCAAGUAUGUCCGUCUUCUCUCCUAGCCUACAGAAACCUGGAAGCCCCUCCUCUUUCUUUCCGACCAGCAACUGGCUGCAGGUACCAUUAUUGAUUGAUCAAGGAUCAGUUGGGGACAAGGACUUUUCAUGUCACUACUCACAGAUUCCCAAUUCAAUUAGAACAUCAGAACCACUCCUCUACAGGAGGGGGACAGCUUGGUACUAUUGUAGUAUUUAAGUAAACGACACAACUGUUUCCUUGACUGCCCCAUUCCAUAUCAUCUCUGCCAGUGUAAUGGGACUGCAUUUGUCCCGCCUGCUUGCCAAUACUUCACAAAGUGACGAAGAGGCAGUAGUUAGUCCACUCUAAACUCCCUGGUGGGUGUGCACACUCCUCACUACCUGCCUAGGUGUUUGAAAGACACACACACACACACACACACACACACACACACACACCCUUCUAUUUUAAUAUGUCUUAAACAUUGCAAUGGCUGAGUACUUCCAAACCUCCCCGCAGCUAACAUACCCUCCACUCCGAUAUUCCUGAAUUAUUACUAAAACUCAUUUUCCAUUCUGGCCACCAUGGACCCCAGGCCUGCAGCUCACGUGGGCCGUGACCCUGAUAUCUUGACAGUGUUUCCUCUCUCUCCCUCUCUCUCUCUCUCUCUCUCUCUCUCUCUCUCUCUCUCUCUCUCUCUCUCCUAUCGUCCUCAGGCUGGGACCUUCUCCCUGGCAAAGGCUAUUUUCUGAUUCCCUCACAUUACUUGCCAGGGAACCUCAAAGUCCCUCUUCUGUCUCCCUGCCCAGCCAUUGGCUGCCAGCAACUUUAUUUACCAAUUAGAACCAGCAGAAGGCAGGGACCAUCAGCGUCUCACACACACAGUUGGGAAACCCAAUUAACAUAAUAUAAGCAAUAAACCGAAUCGACACCAUAGUCAACCUUUAGAAUUUUCAGCAUUCCAUUAGUCACAUAGAUGUUAUCUAUUCAAAUAUCCCUUUUUCAAUCCAACAAUCACUUACUGAGCACUUAGAAAAUGCAAAAUAACAUUCCUUAAGUAAAUUUGGUCCUUAACUAAAAAAAUGUUAUUUCAUUAAAGUGAAUACGAUAAGAUUAACCAUCUUUUCUACUGUAAGGGUGCAAUGCAGUAGCAUUUAUUAUUCUUACAGCAUUAUGCAACCAUGACCACUGUUUGCAUCAAAUGGAAAUGUGCACCCACCAAACCCUUCCUGCCACCCUACUCUGAAAACUCACUUUCUACAAAUUUUCCUAGUCUACAUAUCUCAUGUCAUGGUGUUUGUGUCUUUUUUUCCCUCUCACUAGGCAUGAUGUUUUUAAAAAGUUCAUCUGUGUUCAGUAAGUUCACUGAAAAGUAUUCCUACACACACACACUCACACAUACACACACAUACUCACAUAUACACACACAUACACCACACACACAUAUACAUGCGCACAUACACACAUAUACAUACACACACGUGCACACACACAUGCACUCACAUAUACACACAUAUACACAUACACACAUACACACAUGCACAUACAUACACAUACAUACACAAACAUGCACAUACAUAAACAUGCACAUACACAUGCACUCACACACACAUAUAUACACAUAAACACACACAAAUACACAUGCGGGCACACACAUACACAUACUCACAUGCACACACAUACACACACGUAUACAUACAAGCAUGCACACAACAUACACGCACACACACAUACACGCACACACACAUACAUACACACAUGCACACACACAUACACACAUACACGCGUACACAUGCACACCCAGACAUAUACAUGCACACACACAUACAUACACACAACAUACACACACACAUACACACAUACACCCAGACAUAUAUACACACACAUAUACACACAUACACACACAUGCACACAUACAUACAUACACACAUAUGCACAUACAUACACAUACACAUAUACACACAUACAACAUACACACACAUACACACAGGCAUAUAUACACACAGACAUAUAUACACACACAUAUACACACAUACAUGCACACACAUGCACACAUACAUACAUAAACACAUACGCACAUACAUACACAUACACAUAUACACACACAUACAACACACACACAUACACACACAUACACACAUACAGACAUAAACGCACGCAUAUACACACAUACAUGCACACACAUGCACACAUACAUACACACAUAUGCACAUACACACAUACACAUACACAUAUACACACGCACACAACAUACACAUACAUGCACACACAUGCACACACACAUACACACAUACACCCAGACAUAUAUACACACACAUAUACACACAUACACACACAUGCACACAUACAUACAUACACACAUAUGCACAUACAUACACAUACACAUAUACACACAUACAACAUACACACACAUACACACAGGCAUAUAUACACACAGACAUAUAUACACACACAUACACACAUACAUGCACACACAUGCACACAUACAUACAUAAACACAUACGCACAUACAUACACAUACACAUAUACACAUGCAUACAACAUACACACACAUGCACACAGACAUAUAUACACACAGACAUAUAUACACAUGCAUAUACACACAUACAUGCACACACAUGCACACACACAUACACACAUACGCACAUACACACAUACACAUAUACACAUAUACACACGCACACAACAUACACACACAUAUACACACAUACACACACAUAUACACACAUAUACACACAUUCAUGCACACACAUGCACACACACAUACAUACACACAAACGCACAUACACAUACAUACACGUGCACACACACAUACACACACAUACACAUACACACAUAUGCACACACACACAUACGCUCUGUGUUAUAUGGCAGUAUUUAUCACUCGCGUAGUGAUAAACCUUUGGAUAGUUUCAAUCUUUGAGCUACUGUUGAAUGCAGCUCAUGUGGACAUGAUGCAUGUAGUGUCUGAUGGGCAUUUGUAGUUUUAAUUUGUACUUCCUUACAGGUUCUUAUAUAUGAGCUGGUUUGCCAUCCACAUAUUUUCUUUGUUGAAGUUUUGUUCAAAAGCCUUUUGACCAUUUGUCAAAACUACAGUUUUUAUUGUUCAGUUAUAAAAUUUUCCAGUGUGUGUGUGUGUGUGUGUGUGUGUGUGUGUGUGUGUGUGUGUGUUUACCAAGUUUGGGUUUUUAUUUUCAUGUCACUUGGGGAGAAUUCUUUUGAAUUUUGAUAAAGUCCAACAUAUUUCUUUUCCUUUCAUGCAAAGCAAGUUCCGUGUGUGUGUUUGUUCUAAUGUUUUAGAAAGCUUUUCGAAGGCUUCCCAAAACUUUGAGAAGCCCUAUUGUUUUGGCUGUUAAAUGUAAGUUGAUCCAUUUCAAGUUAACUUUUAUGUGGUGAGAGGUAAGAUUAAGGCUCUCUUUUCCUUGUACAUACCUUCUCACAUGUCCCAUGCCCAGUGAUGGGUUACACCAUGUACAGAUUAGUGGUCUGUUGUCCCCAUUGAUCUGUCUUCAAGUCUGGCUCUGCCUCCCUCAUGUGCUGCCUGAACAGCACUUACGUUGUAUUAUUUUAACAGUCGCAGACAUAGUAACCCAGCAGCGAGUCUUAAAUCCUGAAUCCUUCAGACCCCUCUCCUUUCCUGAGUGCACACAAGGUACUCUACCAUCUGAUAAAGCUGUAAAAAUGAGAAAACAUACUGGUUUCCAAGGAAAUGCAUAAAAUUUGCUUGUUUUAUAUUUUGUGUACUUAACCAAUCUUAUAGCUUCGAAGUCUACCUUCUUUUUGAAGAUGGUUUUAAGAGACGAUAUUGGACAAACUUUAAUUGAAAUGCCCACUGAAUACUUGCUUCUCUCUCAUACCUAUGGAGGCAGUCGCAAAGCAUGACUGCACUUGCCUGUGGAGCCCUGGAUCCAAUUACCAGCAUCCUACGUGUACCCAUGCAUGCAUGCUCAUACUUACAUACACUUGCAAAAGCCUCUAGACCAAAUGCCAUCACCAGAGAUCUGUAAAGCAUGCACUUCUGCACUAAUCCACUCUCUAGAACACAGUGGGGAGGUUCCCUCUUGCAGAAUUCACACGCCAUAAUUCACAGAAGCUCAUUACAACUGGAUGAGAAUCAUAGGAAUGCUAGCUUUUUCAAUUCUUACUCUGGUAUUAAGCAUCCUGGUCAAUAAUUCCACCCUCCCCCCACCCCCAGAGUUCUGUAUAAUAUGUGCUCAACCUAGAUAUUUACAAUAGUUGAAGAUAUUGAGGUAAGUAACACACAGCUUGGAUUCACCCCAAGUACUUCUCAACCAUUAGGCAUUUAAAAAGGGGAAAGAAAAAUACUGGGCAAAAGCCUACAUGAUCCUCAGUAGCCACCAGCUCUGAGGCAUCAGUUGCCUACAAUGUUCAUGAAGAGCAGAAGAUGUUGGAUGCUCAUACCUUCCUGUCAGCACUGGGAUAACCUGAGCACUCUCGGCUGAACUUACUUAUUUUAAAUCCACAAAGAUGACCAUCACACUGUUCGCUUAGUCCACGUUAAAAAAAAAAUAAACAAUAGCUUUCUGACUUAGUCACUACCGUGUAAUAAUCAGGAAAUUUCCCAUAAACAGAUUUCCAGCUUCUCUCUGAAAACCAGAAGGUAUGGAAAACCUGGCUUACAGUCUAAGUGGCGCCCAUCAGUUGACCUCCAGCAUCAGCUGUUCUUCAUGAGGUCAGAUGUUUUGACUCCUGUUGACAUUGCUGAAGAUACCUUUCCUACUUGGAUUCUCCAAGGUUGUAGUUCUUAAAAACGGGAUUUACCUUGGUGUCCUGUGAAGAGACUUAGAAAUGAUUGAUGUUAAUGGCCUACCUCUAGACAUUUUAUAGAAUCCAUCUCGGGGAUAUAGAGCAGACCAGGGAUUUUGGUAAACUCUCCGGGCAAUAUUGUUCUAUGGUUAAGAUUGAGGGCACUUAGGUACAUCCUUUAGCUUGCAUAUGCAUCACCUGGCAAUCUUGUUCAACUGCAGCUUGUGAUCCAGGAAGUCUAGGAUAGGACCUGGUAUUCUGCAUUUGUAACACCAUCUUAAUUUCUGCCAGUGCAGCUGGUCUGUGGGUCUGGUGCUGAGGAAGACUCCAGGACACUGGUACUCAUUUGGUUUGUGUUUGAAACCCUAAAAUAUACACUUAGGUUUCAAGCCCAGUGGAAGAAUAUUCUAACAUCACAGUUACUACAGGUGGCCAGUGGAUGCUUGAGUUUUUUUUCGCUUUUGAGGAUAUAGUCUCAAUUUGUUUUGGUUACUCAAAGUCGUUCUCUGUAAUGCAGGUACUUGAUUGACUGAUUUCCACUCCAUCUUCGCUGCUAUGCAAGAAGCAGUGAUACUCUGGUAUCCCUGUUGGAAAUUUCACGUCUUCUGACGUUUUUAGGCAAUAACCAAAGCCAACAGCAUGACAAGGAUUGGUUGUGUUGUGCAUGCCGUUUGUUUGUUUGCUUGUUUGUCAGUUUGACACGAGGUAGAGUCUUCUGUGAAGAGAGCUUCUCAAUUGACAAAGACCUUUGAUUAUAUUGGCUAGUAGGCAAAACUGGGGGUUAUUUAUUUAUUUAUGAUUGAUGUGGAAGGGUGCAGCCCACUGUGGGUGAUGUCACCCCUGGUGAGAUGAUCCUGGAUUGUACGAAAAGGAAAGCUGAGGAGCAGGAACUGAAGCAGAGGUCAUGGAGGAAUCCUGCUUGGUCUUUCCUCCAUGAUGGACUGUGGGCUGUAAAAGGAAGUAAGCCCUUCCCUUGCCUCCGAAAGUUGCUUUUGGUGAUGGUCUUUCUCCCACCAAUAGAAAGCAAACUAGAACACUGUGUCUGUAUGACAUCUGAGCAUUUUACUGGGGUGAGUUUCAGUAUGUCCUAGAAGGCCCAGGGUAAUCAUUCUCAACCCCCAGCAUACAAAUGGCUUGGAAAGUUUCCUAAAAUACCACCCCCCCGCCCCCUUAUACUCCAGUCUGACGUUUUUGGUUUAGGGAAGACAGAUAACUUAUAUUCCAGUAAAUUCCAAUGAGAUUCUCAUAGUACUGGCUAUCUGGAGGUUUUGUAGAAAUGAAGGGAAAGCUCGUGGCACAGGGGCCCCCUUUGUCUUAUGAUAUCAGUCUCUUGCUUUAGAACAGUUACCUUUUGUGUUUCCAGAUAAGAUUUUGCUCAGGAAAAGGUUACCAAAAAACCACAAGCUUAAGGCUAGAAACUUGUCACGCAAGGGUAAGUACCUGAGUUCAGAUCCCUAGCUAUCAUAUAAAUGCUGCGUGGGCAUGGGGGCUCGACUGUAAAUCCCAACCUACAAUGUGCAGAGGCAGAAAAAUCUUUGGCACAAACUGGCUAACUUUACUGUCUGAUAGGGUGCUUCAGGUUCACGUGGGAGACCCUGCCUCAGUACAUCAUGUGGAGAGUGAAGAAGACUCCAUUGUUAAGUCUAUGUGUGUGCCCGCACAUCAUGUCUACACGUGAAAUAGUGAAAUAUAUACAUAUAUAUAUAUAUGCGCACAUAGGCACCCACUCCAAGUAUAAAUAUUCUUAUUGUUUUGCUAUUGCUUUUAAUAUGUAAAAUAUAUGGGAAACGGAAACAAAAUAUCAUACCAGUGAUGGGUGGGAAGGUAUCAGUUUGAUACAAGUGAAACAGAUGGAUCAUUUGGUGCCUUUGUAUGGAAAAUUUAUUUUCAUUUCACGUGACCCUCUUUGGACAUAUUUGUGUGUUGUGUUCAAUUAUAAUGAAAAAAAAAGUCACAGAAAGUGUGAGUGCAUGAUCAAUUGCUGAGGACUUUUCUGUAAGGGGAGGUGCGAUUGGGGAUUAUACACUGUUUUAUGGCUGAAUAGUAAACUCUGUUGGAGCCUCUUUCCAAGACUCUAGUGAGCACCGAGGGAGGAGAGAGCUAGAAAUGCUUGUGUUUUCAGCUUCUUCAGAGGAGAGGGAAACUAAGGAAACCAUUUGUGAACGUUUUGUUACUUUAGUCUUCUUGGUUUGGAUUGGGUCCAAGGACUUCUACCACAGGAAACGCACUAUUGCCUUCUCCCAGUAGGUUCAUCGUUUCACAGACUGCAAAGAACGUACCCUGCUAUCUUGGGUUCUAAUUGCCAUGACUGAAUAUUCUGACUGAAGCAACUUAGAGGAGAAAACGUUUAACUCGCAGUUCAGAGUAGUCUACCAUCGUGGGUAAGUCAAGGCCACCGGAACUUGAAUGAGUUGUUCACCUUAUGGCCUCGAUCAGAAAAUGCUUGCAUGCAUGGUACUCACUUUGCUUUCUUCAUUCGUACAGAACAGAAUUUCCUGUCCAGGGAGUGAUUCUACUCACAGUUAAGAUGGAUCUCCCUUCACCAAUUAGCAUAAUAUUU